Messenger RNA from Trichoderma breve, 3156 nucleotides. RefSeq names its product vps54-like protein domain-containing protein. Gene Ontology annotation, molecular function: syntaxin binding. The record is from RefSeq and is a predicted model, not a curated record. Gene Ontology annotation, biological process: retrograde transport, endosome to Golgi; Golgi to vacuole transport. Gene Ontology annotation, cellular component: GARP complex. The transcript has 6 exons. Lineage: Eukaryota; Fungi; Ascomycota; Sordariomycetes; Hypocreales; Hypocreaceae. Bases 1 to 3156 code for a protein of 1051 amino acids.
AUGUAUUCCACGCCCAGCGCCGGCAGAUCUGUCGAUAAUCUGGCCCCAUUGUCUCCUGGAGGCCGAGCAGACUAUCCUUUCCACAGCGGUCGAAUAGGCCAAGGCCAUCCGCGGCCGCACUCGAGACGGAGCUCCGUAGCCAGUUCAAUUCAUUCGAUAGGAGGAACAUUGGAUACAUCGCUGAGCGGCGGCUCCUCUGCUGUAUACGAAUCUGGACAGAAUGCAAUCUCGACGUUGCUGCAACCCCCUAUUGUCCGAACAGGCCUCCAGCCUCAUACAUCAGCGCCAGCCUCGAGUUCUCACAAGCCCCCCACCGCAAGGGACAUCCCGCCCGUUACAUUGACCAACAUACCCAAGGUUGACCCCGAAGAGUUUGCGCCCUACCUCUCCCAGAUUGGUGCUCUAUACGAACAACUUCGCCGCGUCAAGGAAAACGAGGAGGAGGAGAAUGCCAAUCGACGAGGCAGUAGACAAGACGAGCAGGCCGAAAGUACCAACACUGUUAGCUCUUUGCGUAGGCCAUCGGCGCUCAGCCGUAAGGCCACGCAAGGACCUCCGCCGCUGUCAACUAUCCCUACAGUGUAUUUUGACGACGACUUUCAUCUUGAGAAUCCCCGGACUUUUGAUGUUGUAAGCGAACGCUCCGAGGUCAUACAGAAGCAUAAAGAUGAGGGGAAUGGAAAUGCUGUGGUGCCGAGGAAAACACUGGCAACGAAUGCCAUCCUGCAAGAGAAACUCUCCUGGUACAUGGAUACCAUUGAAAUUCACCUUAUCAACUCCAUCUCAACCGCAUCGACCACGUUCUUCACGGCACUGGGAUCCCUCAAGGAGCUCCACUCUGAAGCAGCGGACUCGGUACAGCGAAUCAAGGCUUUGAGAAAGGAACUGGAAGCUUUGGAUGAGAGAGUGGCCGCAAAUGGCCUGAUGAUGGUUCAAAAACAACGACGGCAGGAGAACCUCCGACAGCUCAGCGACGCAAUUUGGCAGUUGAGAUUGGUUACCGAGGGCGUGGCUAACUGUGAGUCUCUCGUUGAUGCUGGUGAGGUGGAAAAGGCACUGGCCAGCAUCGACUCGCUGGAAUUGCUGAUAGCGGGCGAACGCGAAGAGUCUGGUGAGCAGGUCGAUAUGCCUCGAUUAAGAGAUUUAAGGUCUGCUUCGGUUCUACAAGGGGUCAAUUCGGAUCUCUCUCAACUUCGAUUUCGCAUCGGCAAGGCAUAUGAAUCUCAGUUCUCAUCCAUGCUUUCAUCCGAUAUUCGUCGGCAUUUUGAAACUUUCACAACGUCCGACGUCCUUCUUCGAUGGAGCAACGCAGCACCGAAAAGGGGCAACUACCCUAGGUCACCGUCUAUCUUUCCCACAUAUUUGGCGGGUACAGACGAAUUGAAAGCGCAGUUAUUGCCAGUAAUGACUGGUUUGCAUCGCGCAAAGCAUGUUGCAGUUGCCGCGACCGCUUAUCGUGAGGAGAUUCUUCGCGAAAUCAGAAACUUGAUCCGCCGCCCGCUCCCAAGUUCCAAUGACGAUGACAACAUGUCCAUGAUGUCAGUUUCUACCGCGAGCGGAGGUAGACACUUGUCGAGCCAGGAGAAGUCUGCGAAUUUGGCCCGCAAUCUACGGUCAUUGGAUGCAGAAGACGCAGAGGCACUUUUUAUAAAGAUAUACACUGAUCAGCCCAAUGGCGAUGGACUCAAAUCGCCCCCGAUUAGAUCUCCCUUGCCUAGCCCUCGAUAUGAUCGGCAAAUGAGCAACUCACAGCAGCCAUCCGCGUUUGCAAUUCAGGAAGAGCUCCAUAAAGCCAUUGAUCUAGGAAACUUGCUGUCGCAAGCUGUCGAUCUGGCUAACGAAAAGAUUGUCAAGAUUCUCAAAGUUCGAUCAGAGCAGGCUAUCCACCUCCCACUUGACUUAUUCCUGCGAUAUUUCAACCUCAACUUAUUCUUUACAUACGAAUGCGAAGCGAUAUCUGGAAGAAGUUGCUCUACACUGAAGACUGUGGUUAACAACCAUAUCAAGGAGUUUGUACAAAAAUAUCGCGACGCUGAAAUGCAAAAGCUUGCCCAGGGGAUGGAAUCAGACCAAUGGGGUGCCAAGGACUUUACAGACGAGAACACUCUGCUCUUGAACCAGAUCCUCGAGUGCAGUACCCAUGACAUAGAAGCUUGGACCGAGAACAGUAGGAUAUGGAUUCCUUUCGAGAGUCCAAAGAAACUGAGUUCGGAUAUUGGCUCAUCGGAAGCAAACGGUGCUAGCAAGGAAAAGGUUCGAAACGCAGUCAUUGAGUCGGAGAAAUUCGUGCUUCCGAAUUCUGCCGUGCUAUGCCUUGACGGUAUGGGAGAUUUCCUGCAGUUGAUCGCCGGAAUCCCAUCCAUGACGUCGGAUAUUGCAACGUCUUUGGUAGCUUACCUGCAGCUCUUCAAUUCCCGAUGCUUUCAACUCAUCCUGGGAGCCGGUGCUACUCGAUCGGCCGGCCUGAAGAAUAUCACAACGCGACAUCUAGCUCUUGCAUCUCAGGCUUUGGCAUUCAUGGCUACCUUGAUCCCUCAUGUGAGAGAGUAUGUUCGCCGUCAGGCAGGCUCCGGCGCCAAUGUCUCCAAUCUAAUGGGAGAGUUUGACAAAAUUCGACGAUUGUUUCAAGAGCACCAAGACAACAUCCAUCAAAAACUGAUUGAAAUUAUGAGUGGCCGUGCUGUUAAUCAUGCAAAGAGCAUUCGAGCCAUCAACUGGGACACUGACACUUCCGAGGGACCACACUCGUACAUAGAGAUGCUCGUCAAAGAGACAACAACGUUGCACCGUGUCCUGACCAAGCAUCUUCCCGAAACGUCCAUCCAACUCAUCAUGGUGCCUGUAUUUGCAAGCUACAAAACCCAGCUCGGAGAUGCCUUGCGGCAAGCAGCCGUAACAACGAAGGCUGGUCAAAGGCGCAUGAUGCAAGACGUAGACGUCUUUGGUGACAAGUUGCUAAGGAUUGACGGGUUUGGCGAUGCCGGCGAAUUCCUCGCCAAUAUUGUCAGGUCAAAGAAGGUUGAGGAAGAUUCAUCUACCACGACUACAACUACAGCUGCAACUGCAACUACAACUAAUGGAACAAGUGAUUCAAAGACAGAGGAGAAGGUUGAAUCGGAAUCAAAGAAAUCUUCAGAGGAGUCACCAAAGGAGUGA